UUGAUGGAAUGGGGCUGUUGUUGCGCUUUUAAAACGCCAAAAAGCAGUUCGUGUUGUAUUUUAACUCACGAUUUCAUGUCUCGAGAAGAGACAGCGGUAAAUGCAAGACGGAGGCUUCGCUGUGAGACGGCUGGUUACUGGACUGAAGGUUGACUGCUGGAUUACAGUCUCUCCACGUGGCCUUCUUCUUCUUUGCUUCCAGCCUCCAGCCUCCAGCUUCCCCUCUGUCCUGACCCCUGUAUGACCAGUCCUGCUGGCCCAUGGACUUGACUCCAGCAUCAGGCUUCAAAAGGAGACCCGCUGCCUCCUCUUCCCCUGCCGGAGCGAGAGAGAUCGCCAGGAGCCCUCCUUCCUGCUCGCCCUCCUUGUCUCCCUCGUCUCCUUCGUCCGAUCCGUCAUCCCCCUUGUCCACGUCCUCCUCCGUCUGCGCCAACUCGUCAGUUUAUCAGAACCAUGUAAAAGGUCAGACUCGGGGGAAGGAGGUGGCCAGGGUGUCCUCCACUUCUACCUCUCUACCGACGUUAUCUCUCUCCACGUCUACGCCUAACACCACCUCCGACUCCCUCCCUCACACCUCAGCGCAUCCACGUGUGGAUUGUGAAGAAGAGGGCAGGAAGAAGGAGAUGUACGAUCCUUUCCAUCCCACUGAGGGAGACAAGGAGGGAAGGGUGGAGGUGGAGGCGGAGGAGGGGGAAGGGGAAGGGGAAAAAUACGACCCCUUUGACCCCACAGGCUCCCCAGCUUCAGACACUGAUGACGGGUGCAGCAAAGUCAGAGGAGAGACGAAAAAUGCCGAAAUAGGAAAGGACAAGGUGAAAGAAGAAGAGCCUCCAGAUUCCACCGACACCUUCACUGACCCGCCGAGCCCCUCCCUGAUCACCCAGCUCCCUCUGAGGAGGAGAGUGGACUGUAGCAUCACCAAAGCCAGAGGGCAGAGGGAGAGCGCCGACUCUGAAAACUCUGAGAUAGAGGAGGGGGAGAUAGUGGGGGCUGUUGACAGAGAUGGAGGCAACAAGAGAGCAGCUGGUGGAAAUCUCCCUUUAAAUUCUCCCAACGUCUCCUUCUUCGGUUCGAAGCCGGAGCGGAUCCUGCGGGUGCUGGACGGGGACGGCUUUGUGUCGGUGUGCGCAGAGGGCAGCUGGGAGGACAGAGAGCCCGAGGACGAGCCCGUGAUAGGAGUAGAGGAUCUGAGGACGAAGCUGGUGAGCAGGCGGAAGGAAAGAUAUCUCUCCUUCCCUGCAUCCUCCGCCCUCUCUCCUGAGCCGCUGCCGCCCCCUCCCUCCCACCCCGCAGAUUCUCCCCCCUCCUCCCCCCUGGCGCCCCCCAUAGAGCAAGGCGGCAAGAACCGCAAGUCCUCCAAGAGCUCCAAGGACCAGGACAGACAGAAAAGCAAGGACAGGAAAGCCGGGGAGAAGGAGGAGAGAAGGAAGAAGAGAAGGAAAGAGAAAGAGGGAGGACAAGAGAAGAGCAAAGAAAGGGAGCAAGGGCAAAAGAGCGGGAAGGAGGCGAAAAGUCAGAGGAGCAGCAGGAGCAGCAGCAGGAAGAGGAAAAAGAGACGGCACAGCAGCCCCGAGGCCUCGGGUUCCCACAACUCCUCAGGGAGAGGGGGACAAACCAGACGCUCCUUCUCCACCCUGUCUGAAGAACGACACAGAGAGAGGGACAGAGACAAAGACAGGGCGAGGGACAGAACUGGAGAGGGGGACAGAGACAGAGAGAGAGAGAGAGAUAGAGACAGAGGAAGAGAGCGAGAUAGAGAAAGAGAGAGAGAUCAAAACCGCACCAGUAGCCACAGAAGAGACGAGAGAGACAGAGACUCUAGCUCUAGGAAGGACGACAGGGAGAGGAAGAGAAUACACUCGAGCAGCAGAGAGCGGGACAUUUCAAAGGGCUCCAAAAGAAGCAGAGAAAAUAGAGAAGAUGACAGAGAAAGACAGCGGGACAGGGAGCGGCGCCGGGAUGGUCGUCCUGUGGUCCCGCCGUCCAUUCAGGACCUCAACGGUUCUGAUCUUUUCGCCAUCAAGAGAACCAUCACAGUCACUACAACCACCACCACCACCACUGUACCCGGCUCCCCCAGGUUGGCCCCAGCCUCUCCCUGCCGGCCCACGCAGGACUCAGACAAACCCCACAAGAGGAAGAAGAAAAGAAAAUGGCGCUCCGGCGGAGAGGAGGAGGACCAGGGAAGCUGCCGCAGCCACUCCCAGUCCCUGUCCCCGCCGAGGUACCAUGGCUACGAGUCGGACCGCUACUCCGACAAACUGGAGAUAGACGUGCUGUCAUUGGACGGCGAGGCGCUGGACUCCGACUACCCGUCUUUAGAGGACACGCCUCCUGCCCCCCUGCCUCCAGAACCGCCCGCCCCCAGCCCCAAAACUAAAACCGCCCCCAAGACCGGACGCCAUCACACGAAAAAGAAAUCCCGCACAUUAAAGAAAAUAGGCCAAUCAGAAUCGUCCUCCUCCUCUUCAAAUAGAACCAAAAGCAAAUGCCUCUCCUCACUGUCGGUCACUUCGGGCGCCCCCCCCGUCUUAUCGGGGCUCCCCUCAGUGAAGAAAACCAGGAAGAUAGGAAAGGACAAAGAGAGACAGAGCACCAGGAAGGAUCUGAGUCGCUCCGGAAAAUCUAAGAAAGAGAGCGGCAGCCGGAAAGGUAAGCUGCAGUCCAAAGUGUCUGUGCUGGUGCGUGAAGGUGUGAGCAGCACCACCGGCUCUUCUGUGGGUUCUGGGAAGCUGGGCAUGGAUCUUCUGGGGUCAGGAGGUGCAGGAGGAGGGGGCGGGGGCUCCGUGGUGGGCGGCUCCAUCGCAGUGGUCUUCUGCAGAGACAAUGAGAGCAGGUCUCCAUUCCUCAAACCGUGCUCGGAGCCACUGUCGCUGGGCAACCGCGGCAAAGAUCUGGCUAACAUGGGGAAGAGGAGCAGCCUGGCAGCACCUCCACCCUCCUUAACCGGCCCUACGGGACUGAAAUCCAAGAAAACCAAGCCCAGCUCCAUCACAUCCACCUCCUCUUCGGCCUCCUCCCCCUCGUCUUCUCUGGCGACAAAGCGGCGCCGUCGCUUGGCCAAGAAGAGCAGGGAGAAAGGUGGAGCGGCAGGACUGAGUGCAGGAGACAGCAGCCAGACUAAAGCUACGUCCGACGGCUGGUCCGGAGCUUCUUUAGAUGUUCAGUCAGCUGUAGGAGACGGGACCAAGUCAAUCAGUCCACACACUGGCCAAGCUGGCCCCGCUCCUUGCUCUUCCUCCUCCUCCUCCUCCACCUCCUCCUCCUCCUUCACCAGUGUGCUCCCACCCUCCUCUUCGCCCCCACACACACCUCCACCCUCUAUGGCUCCUCUGCGGGACACCAGGGAGUCUUCACCAGACUCUCAGACGGUGGACAGCAGCUGUAAGACUCCGGAGCCUUCUUUCCUAGCAGAGGACUGUCCCACUCAGACCAGCCCCACACUCCCACCGUCCAGUCCAUCCAGCCUGUCUACCUCCCAGGGAGCUGGCCUCGGCAACGCUUUGUCAACAACCGCCACCAAGCCCCCCCCUCCAGACGACGCACCCAAAUCUCUGGCCUCACCUCCUUGCUCGUCCUCUUCGGCGGGUUGCGGCCUCACUUCCCUGUCUCUGCCUCUGUCCACGUCAGACCCCUCCUCUUCCUCAGUGUCCUCUUCAUCUGCUAGUAAGCCUCCUCCUCCCCCUCCCCCUCCAGCAGCUCCUGCCCUCCCCUGGAGUCUGCAGACUGGGGUGGACUGCACAACCGGAGGAGUCUUAGCAUUGACUGCUCUGCUCUUCAAAAUGGAAGAGGCAAACAUCGCCAGCAGAGCCAAAGCACAAGAGUUCAUCCAAGCAACCAGUCAGAUCCUCUCUCAGGCCAAUCAGAACCAGUCACAGCAGCAUGGGCCUCCUUCCUCAGCCUCCUCCUCCUCCUCCUCACAGAUCCCCCCCCCUCCCUCUCUGCCUCCACCUUCCGGACUGAGCCCAGCCCAGUACAUCCUGCACGGCUCCCUCCCGUUGGUCGGUUGCACCAAAACCCCGCCCUCUCACCUGCACCCCUCCAUAGGUGGUGGAUGCGCACAGACCCCACCCCCCAUCAUGCCUAUGGGUCUGUCAGGAGUGACGGGGAGCUCUGGGGAUGCUGGAUGGGACAAUGACAGUAAAGACCCUGAUAAGUACCUGAAGAAGCUGCACACUCAGGAGCGAGCAGUGGAGGAAGUGAAGCUUGCCAUCAAACCUUACUAUCAGCGCAAAGACAUCAACAAGGACGACUACAAAGACAUCCUCAGGAAAGCUGUGCAUAAGAUCUGCCACAGCCGUACAGGGGAAAUCAACCCGGUCAAAGUCAGCAACCUGGUGAAGCUGUACGUCCAGCGUUACAAAUACUUCCGGAAACACGGACGCAAAAUGGACGAGGAAGAGAGGGACGACAUGCAUUCCUCUGCCUGAUAGGAGGCUUUUUUAGAAACGUCCCCGCCCCAAAACCGCCACCAACGCCGCCAUCUGUUCAUGAUCUGGAACAUUAACUGAUUGUUUUCAUGUUUUUAUUGUUUUCAUAGCCCACCAUUUCUAUGCUUUAUAUGUGAUCUUAUAGAAGUCUCUCACCUUACCUCUGCGAUCUCACUGUAAAUAUGUCUCACAUAGGAAAUGUGUCAUGUAUACAAGGUUCAGGAGGUGGAUGCUAUCAUCGACACCUGUGUGAUCUAAUAUAGUCCGUUACAACAACCCUGCAGUAAAUACUACCUGUGUGAGCGUCUCAUUUUUAGCUUUUGUUGACUGUGCCCAUUAGAAGCUUCACACUGGUGCUAUUCAUUGCUGGGCUAUUUUUCUUUGUAUUCUUUAUUUUUUUCAAUAGCAUUGGAUUAGGCAAUCAUGCUAUUUUGUCUACCCCAUGUAUAUCAAACUCCACGCUGAGGGGAGAUGUAAUACCCAGUUGUACACACCAAAAUAUACUGUACACACUGUAAGGACACUACAUCACAUCACAUCCUCCCCUCCUCCCUCCCUGUGUCUCUGUUGGAUUUUUUUUUGUUUUUUGUUUUUUUUUUGCAGACAGUAUGCAAGCUGAGUUGGACAGCUGAUUGUGAUUGGUUGAAAUACAUUUGACACUUGGCUUCUAAAGUCUUGGAAUCUGCCGUCUGUGUUUUGUGUGCAUGUGUUAGUGAGAUUGAGAAAGUUGCUAAAUCUCUUUAUAAAAUUACUUAACCAACAAAAUAUAAAUGUUGCUUGGAAACCAGUACACAGUAGAAUGAGCCUAUUUAUUCAAGUCUGUUUUCUGUAUACAUCACAU
Molecule: messenger RNA, 5271 nt
Organism: Scomber scombrus (Atlantic mackerel)
Lineage: Eukaryota; Metazoa; Chordata; Actinopteri; Scombriformes; Scombridae
Gene: scaf1
Product: SR-related CTD-associated factor 1
Exons: 6
Coding region: 261-4430 (1389 amino acids)
Molecular function (GO): RNA polymerase II C-terminal domain binding
Source: RefSeq, a predicted model, not a curated record